Melitaea cinxia (Glanville fritillary) is the source of this 1315-nucleotide messenger RNA. Its product is annotated as TWiK family of potassium channels protein 7. Gene Ontology annotation, biological process: stabilization of membrane potential; potassium ion transmembrane transport. The record is from RefSeq and is a predicted model, not a curated record. The transcript has a single exon. Lineage: Eukaryota; Metazoa; Arthropoda; Insecta; Lepidoptera; Nymphalidae. Gene Ontology annotation, molecular function: potassium ion leak channel activity. Bases 75 to 1145 code for a protein of 356 amino acids. Gene Ontology annotation, cellular component: membrane.
AAAAUAAACUGCGUGAAUCGCGUCCGACGUUUAUGUGUAAAUCGCAUAAAACCGCAGUUUUUAUUUUCUAUUAAAUGGAGCGGUAUAACCUACAUUCUAGCGUCCACGGCUCCUUCAGGAGUCGGGACUCCUCGUCGACCAUCGAGAGUGACCCGCGCGAAAAAAUUAAAGAUUGUCUAAGAAAGUUUAUAGCGUUUAUGUUUACACAAGUGGGUGUCGGCGCUCUCGUCGUGUGUUAUGCGAUUUUAGGCGCCGCGAGUUUCAUGCACAUUGAGAAGGACAGUCCCGAUCAGCAGCUCGAGAAUGUGGUCCAGUGGAGGCAGAAUUGUGUCGAACAACUUUGGAACAUAACUAAUAAAUACAACAUCCUAAACUACACAGCUUGGAUGUCCAAUAGCAACAGAGUAUUGAAAGACUUUCAAAACAAUGUCACAUCAGCUAUACACUUGGGAUAUAACGGUCGGUCCUCAGAAGACAUAUGGUCGUUCCCAGCGGCACUUAUGUACUCAUUGUCUGUGUUUACGAUGAUCGGCUAUGGUAAUGUUGUACCUAAAACCGUAUGGGGAAAAAUAGUAACUAUAGCAUAUGCUUGUUUUGGAAUUCCAAUUUAUGUGUUGUAUUUUUGCAAUAUGGGCAAAGUUUUAGCAAAGACGUUCAAAUGGUUAUACAUAACUGCUCAUGAGUGCAGUCGACGAGAGGAUCCACUCCUUGAAGAUGGAGAAAUACAGCCUGCUAAGAAGAAGAUUACUGUCCCGUCAACUGCUUGUCUUUGGGUGAUAUCAUUUUACAUCCUGACGGGGACAAUCAUGUUUGGAGCCUGGGAGAAAUGGAAUUACCUGGACUCCACAUAUUUUUGUGUGAUUAGUUUGUGUAAGAUUGGUUUUGGUGAUUUUGUUCCUGGAGCGAAUAUAGCUGAUUCAGCUGAAGGGUCCCAUUUGAAACUCGUUAUAAAUUUCAUAUAUGUUUUGCUUGGUAUGGGUUUAGUGGCAAUGUGUUAUAAUUUAAUGUGUGAAGAUGUGAGAUUCAAAGUGCGGGAGCUGAGAGAAGAUCUGAAGAACUGCCUGGACGAUAUCACUCUGAAAAUAACUGUUUGUAUGAAUGAUACUAAAUACUAUCACCAAAAACAAACGAGAAAUAUAAAAUGAUGUAAAAAAAAUCUGUCAUUCCAUUUAUUAAUAUUUGUAACCAACUUCAAAAAGAGGUGAUUCUUAAUCCAACAUUUUUAUGUGUACUGAUUUCGAAAUAUUUUAUUUAUAUUUGAAAGGUGCAUGUCAUGUGGUCCCAUUUAAAUUUGAGCAAAUCUUAUGAGUAGUUU